AUGUGUCGGCCAUGUCAGCCCUGUCCCUCCCUGCCAUUGCCCCUGGCCUACUUCCCCUGCUCUCACAUUACCCCAGGCUGCUCCGCGGGCUCAUUGUCACCGCGCUGUUAUAAGAUAGUGGAUCCCAGACGCCCAGUCCCAGGGGCCCGCGCUCGGUGCUCUGCCCACGCCGCCUCCCUUUCACUGCGGUGCAGGAGCGGAGCAGAAAAGACGCGAUUGUUUGCGGACACAGGGAUGAAUUUGUCUCCUCGCAGCAGAAGAAAAGGCCCAGUGUCAGGUGGUCCCAGAGUGGCCUACUUUCUGACAGCUACAGUGAGGACAGAGGACACAGAAGUAUCGGUGGUUCUCAUCUCCCUCUCACUGCCCGAAACCUCCUCUGAGACCGUCCCUUUGUCCCAGCCCCAGGAGGACGGACGCUCAGUGGGAGGCCACGAAGAGGGACGGGGGAAUGGAGAAUACACUCAGAAUGACCCAGCCUCGUGCUUCGCCCCAGGACGACGCUGCGUAGAGGACACUUCUGACUGA
Molecule: messenger RNA, 525 nt
Organism: Knipowitschia caucasica
Lineage: Eukaryota; Metazoa; Chordata; Actinopteri; Gobiiformes; Gobiidae
Source: the annotation of a GenBank genome assembly